Mirounga angustirostris (Northern elephant seal) is the source of this 865-nucleotide messenger RNA. RefSeq names its product SIX homeobox 6 (gene SIX6). Bases 30 to 644 code for a protein of 204 amino acids. Gene Ontology annotation, molecular function: DNA-binding transcription factor activity, RNA polymerase II-specific; RNA polymerase II cis-regulatory region sequence-specific DNA binding. Gene Ontology annotation, biological process: eye development; regulation of transcription by RNA polymerase II. Gene Ontology annotation, cellular component: transcription regulator complex; nucleus. The transcript has a single exon. NCBI's taxonomy places the organism in Eukaryota, Metazoa, Chordata, Mammalia, Carnivora, Phocidae. The record is from RefSeq and is a predicted model, not a curated record.
GCGCCCCCAUUGCAGUUGGCGCUGCCUCGAUGUUCCAGCUGCCCAUCUUGAAUUUCAGUCCCCAGCAAGUGGCCGGGGUAUGCGAGACUCUGGAGGAGAGCGGCGACGUAGAGCGCCUGGGUCGCUUCCUCUGGUCGCUGCCCGUGGCCCCUGCGGCCUGCGAGGCCCUCAACAAGAAUGAAUCGGUGCUGCGCGCGAGAGCCAUCGUGGCCUUUCACGGUGGCAACUACCGCGAGCUCUACCAUAUCCUGGAAAACCACAAGUUCACUAAGGAGUCGCACGCCAAGCUGCAGGCGCUGUGGCUCGAAGCGCAUUACCAGGAGGCUGAGAAGCUGCGUGGACGGCCCCUGGGGCCGGUGGACAAGUACCGUGUGAGGAAGAAGUUCCCGCUGCCGCGCACCAUUUGGGACGGCGAACAGAAGACACACUGUUUCAAGGAGCGCACGCGGCAUCUGCUACGGGAAUGGUACCUGCAGGACCCAUACCCCAACCCCAGCAAAAAGCGUGAGCUCGCCCAGGCAACCGGACUGACCCCUACGCAGGUGGGCAACUGGUUCAAAAACCGCCGACAAAGGGACCGGGCGGCUGCUGCCAAGAACAGGUCAGUACCUAGAGGCCUACGCGCCUUGCGCUCUCCCGGGUAGGGCAGGCGAAGGCACCCCGGGCGCCCUUACCCAGGGCCCGGCGACUUGGAUCCGCAGGACCUGAGAGCUCAGUCUGUCUUCAGUUAUGAGCCCACCGUGUUCUGGGAUCCUGGGAGGGGAGGGGAGGGGGCAGUUUCCUUCCGGGCUCUAGGUUCCCCAUACUCUUUCUCUCGUUCUCAGCGCCUGGGGGUCGCUCCACCAGCUAGUUCCAGUCGCCAAAC